AUGGCGUGGUUAAGGUUGCAGCCUGUCACCUCAGCCUUCCUCCGGUUUGGGCUUGUCACUUUUGUGCUGUUUUUACACGGUCUACAGGUGGAUGCUGGCACAGGGGCAGAUCCACCCAGUGUAGGACAUAACGCCACAUGCUCCGGUUCUUCUGAAUGCAAGGAGGGUGUUAUCUUGCCAAUAUGGUAUCCAGAAAACCCAUCACUGGGGGACAAAAUUGCCAGGGUGAUUGUUUAUUUUGUGGCACUGAUCUACAUGUUCCUUGGAGUCUCUAUCAUUGCCGACCGUUUCAUGGCAUCCAUAGAGGUCAUUACCUCACAAGAGAAAGAGAUUACAAUAAGGAAACCCAAUGGGGAAACUACAACCACCACCAUCCGAAUUUGGAAUGAAACUGUUUCCAACUUGACCCUCAUGGCUCUUGGUUCCUCAGCUCCUGAGAUCCUUCUGUCAUUGAUAGAGGUAUGUGGCCAUGGAUUCAUUGCUGGUGAUCUGGGGCCUUCCACCAUAGUUGGCAGUGCAGCUUUCAAUAUGUUUAUCAUCAUCGCCAUCUGUGUCUAUGUCAUUCCUGAUGGUGAGACUAGGAAGAUAAAACAUUUGAGGGUUUUCUUUGUCACAGCUGCAUGGAGCAUCUUUGCAUAUAUUUGGUUGUACAUGAUCCUUGCAGUCUUCUCCCCGGGUGUAGUCCAAGUCUGGGAAGGCCUGCUCACUCUGUUCUUCUUCCCUGUUUGUGUUAUCCUAGCUUGGAUAGCAGACAGAAGGCUAUUUCUCUAUAAGUAUAUGCACAAAAAGUACCGUACUGACAAGCACAGGGGCAUUAUCAUUGAGUCUGAAGGAGAUCACCCUAAGGGGAUCGAAAUGGAUGGUAAAAUGAUGAACUCCCACUUUCUGGAUGGAAACCUAGUGCCUAUGGAGGGGAAAGAGGUGGAUGAGUCUCGCAAAGAGAUGAUCCGGAUCCUCAAGGAUCUGAAGCAAAAGCACCCAGAAAAAGACUUAGACCAACUGGUGGAGAUGGCCAAUUACUAUGCCUUAUCUCAUCAGCAAAAGAGCAGAGCGUUCUACCGGAUUCAGGCAACCAGAAUGAUGACAGGAGCAGGAAACAUUCUGAAAAAGCACGCAGCCGAACAAGCCAAGAGGAGCACCAGCUUGCAUGAGGUGCGUCCAGAGGAGCCAGAGGAAUUCAUCUCAAAAAUUUAUUUUGAUCCUUGCUCCUACCAGUGUCUUGAGAAUUGCGGUGCUGUCCUCCUCAAUGUUGUUCGAAAAGGUGGGGAUGUGUCCAAGACCAUUUGUGUGGACUAUAAAACAGAGGAUGGCUCUGCCAAUGCUGGGGCUGACUAUGAGUUUACAGAAGGGACCAUUGUCUUGAAAUCAGGAGAGACCCAGAAGGAAUUCUCCAUAGGGAUCAUCGAUGAUGACAUCUUUGAGGAAGAUGAGCAUUUCUUUGUACGCCUCAGCAACCUACGGGUGGUUGAGGCAGAUGAACCUCCUGAGCUCAGCAACUUGACCUAUCCCAAGGCCAUACUGGCCUCUCCCUGUGUGGCAACUGUGACUAUCUUAGAUGAUGACCACGCAGGUAUUUUCACCUUUGAGUGUGAUGUGAUACACGUCAGUGAGAGCAUUGGGGUAAUGGAAGUAAAAGUUCUUAGGACAUCUGGUGCCCGAGGUACAGUUAUAGUACCCUUUAGAACAGUUGAAGGAACAGCAAAAGGAGGUGGAGAGGAUUUUGAAGAUGCUUAUGGGGAGCUGGAGUUCAAGAAUGAUGAAACUGUCAAAAUUAUUCACAUCAAGGUAAUUGAUGAUGAGGAGUAUGAGAAAAACAAGACUUUCUUCAUUGAGCUGAUGGGUCCCCGCAUGGUGGAUAUGAGUUUACAGAAAGGUGUAGUACUCGACAGUUUGGCAGCAUUCACCUUGACAGACUUGACCUUGGCAGAAAGGAAGCUGACAGUGGAAGAGGAGGAAGCCAAGCGUAUUGCAGAAAUGGGAAAGCCAAUACUGGGCGAGCAUCCCAAACUGGAGGUCAUCAUUGAAGAAUCCUAUGAAUUCAAGAGUACAGUGGACAAGCUCAUCAAGAAGACAAACCUGGCCUUGGUUGUAGGAACACAUUCAUGGCGGGACCAGUUCAUGGAAGCCAUUACUGUCAGUGCAGCGGGUGAUGAAGACGAGGAUGAGUCUGGCGAGGAGCGCCUGCCUUCCUGCUUCGACUAUGUCAUGCACUUCCUAACCGUCUUCUGGAAGGUGCUCUUCGCCUGCGUGCCCCCCACAGAGUACUGCCACGGCUGGGCUUGCUUCGUCGUGUCCAUCCUGAUCAUUGGCAUGCUCACCGCCAUCAUCGGAGACUUGGCUUCUCACUUUGGCUGCACAAUCGGCCUCAAGGAUUCUGUGACUGCGGUUAUCUUUGUGGCCUUUGGCACUUCAGUUCCAGACACUUUCGCUAGCAAAGCUGCUGCCGUCCAAGAUGUGUACGCAGACGCUUCCAUCGGCAAUGUCACGGGCAGCAAUGCCGUCAACGUCUUCCUGGGCAUCGGACUGGCCUGGUCAGUGGCAGCCAUUUACUGGGCUUCCCAGGGAGGGGAAUUCCAUGUGUCAGCCGGCACGCUCGCCUUCUCCGUGACACUGUUCACCAUCUUCGCGUUCAUCUGCAUCAGCGUCCUGCUGUACCGGAGACGGCCUCACCUGGGAGGGGAGCUGGGCGGCCCCAAGGGGUGCAGACUUGCCACAAUGGUGCUUUUCGUGAGCUUGUGGCUGCUGUACAUUUUGUUUGCCACGCUAGAGGCCUACUGCUACAUCAAGGGCUUCUAAGCCCGAUCAAGCCAGAAGGGAGGGCCCCCUCCUUCGUUACCUCAUCGGACAGCAAUCUUCAGUGUGUUGUCGAACCAGGAGUGACAGCUAUCAAUCAAGAUUCCAUAACUGCCCAGGCUGAAGGACAACUGGGCUUUAAGAAGGGCAAAACUACCAUCACAAAGUCAAGGCAACAAUUAAAACAAAGCCAACGACAUCAACUCAGUCACUGAUCCCCAUCCGGUCAAAUCAGAAGCAUCAGCAGCGGUUAAGUACCCAUUUGUUAAAUGGUGCUGCUGAUCUCCACAUUGUUCCUUCUACCACUUUACAAAAUGGAGAAAGUAUAAAUAAGUUGGGUGGCCACUUGCUUUUUUUAAUUUGGGGAUGGUGGUUAAUCUUACUUGAUCUAUUUUUCCUUUUUUUAGCACUCAGAAAGGAGGCUGAAAAAUGAUCAAUACAUCCAAACCUCAUGUCAGUGUCAGCUCGGGAGUUGAAAAUGCUCUGCAUUUUUUUACAUUGGGUAAACA
Messenger RNA from Varanus komodoensis (Komodo dragon), 3302 nucleotides. It is a transcript of the gene SLC8A3, whose product is annotated as solute carrier family 8 member A3. The record is from RefSeq and is a predicted model, not a curated record. Lineage: Eukaryota; Metazoa; Chordata; Lepidosauria; Squamata; Varanidae. Gene Ontology annotation, cellular component: postsynapse; axon; sarcolemma. The coding region runs from base 1 to 2796 and encodes 931 amino acids. The transcript has 7 exons. Gene Ontology annotation, molecular function: calcium:sodium antiporter activity. Gene Ontology annotation, biological process: cell communication; calcium ion import across plasma membrane; sodium ion transmembrane transport.